Monomorium pharaonis (pharaoh ant) is the source of this 2539-nucleotide messenger RNA. Its product is annotated as methyl farnesoate epoxidase. The transcript is spliced from 8 exons. The record is from RefSeq and is a predicted model, not a curated record. Gene Ontology annotation, cellular component: intracellular membrane-bounded organelle; cytoplasm. Gene Ontology annotation, molecular function: oxidoreductase activity, acting on paired donors, with incorporation or reduction of molecular oxygen, reduced flavin or flavoprotein as one donor, and incorporation of one atom of oxygen; heme binding; iron ion binding. Gene Ontology annotation, biological process: xenobiotic metabolic process. Bases 57 to 1622 code for a protein of 521 amino acids. NCBI's taxonomy places the organism in Eukaryota, Metazoa, Arthropoda, Insecta, Hymenoptera, Formicidae.
CCCAUACAAGCUCUACCCUGGCAGAAGUUUCAGAGGAACGCGUCUUGAAACCAAAAAUGCUGUGCUUAACGAUCUCUUUUAUCUCCAUCUUCAUUUGCUUCUACUGCAUCUAUCAGUGUAUCAAACCAAAAAAUUAUCCACCCGGCCCAGUGUGGAUACCGUUAUUUGGAUGUCUCCUGAAAUUCGGAUGGCUACGCUUGAAAUACGGGUACAUUUAUUUGGCUCUACAAGAGUUGGCGCGCACAUAUGGGCCGGUAUUAGGAUUAAAGCUCGGAAAGCAAAAAGUGGUGAUGAUUUCAUCGUACGACCUAGUGAAGAAGGCUCUUCUACAGGAUGAAUUCAACAACCGGCCGGAUGGAUUUUUCUUCAGAAUACGAUCGUUCGGGAAAAGAAAGGGCGUUCUGUUCACCGAGGGUACCGCAUGGUCGCAGAUUCGUAGAUUUACGAUGCGGCAUUUGCGGACGUUCGGUAUAGGUCAGUCAAUUAUGACAGAACAAUUAAAUCUGGAGGCUCGGAAUCUCGUUGAUCAUCUGCAACUGAUGAGCGAACGUGGCGCGGUGACGAUGCACACGGCUUUCGAUGUCGCGGUGCUCAAUUCCCUGUGGUUUAUGAUCGCCGGGCAUAGAUUCGAGUAUGAGGAUCAAAAACUGCAGGAAGCGCUCGUAUUGGUUCACGAUGCCUUCAGAUUAAUGGAUACUCUGGGCGGAGUGAUUUCGCAACUGCCUUUUCUACGUUUCGUGAUGCCGGAACUAUCGGGAUAUAACGAACUAAUGAGGAUUCUUCACGGUCUAUGGGGUUUUAUCGACGAUGAAAUCAAGAUACAUGAAAAGGAAUUAUCCGGCGAUCAGCCGCGCGAUCUGAUCGACGCGUUUCUUUUAGAGAUGCGUAAAAACAAUGAGAAUAAAGAUACAAUUUUUGAUCGUGAGAAUUUAUUGAUACUGUGUCUUGAUCUUUUCCUGGCCGGGUCGAAGACGACCACUGAUACCUUAGCGACUACGUUUCUCUUCCUGUCAUUGAAUCCCGAGUGGGUAAGGAUACUUCAAGCCGAGUUGGACAGUGUCGUUGGUAGGUCACGAGCUCCGACCGAAGAUGAUUUACCAUCUUUACCAAUAACGGAAGCCUUUUUGGCUGAGGCACAGAGAUAUCUAAUUCUGGCACCACUCGGCGUACCUCGCACAACCGCGAGGGAUGUUACUCUAAACGGCUAUCUAAUACCCAAGGACACGAUUGUUCUCUUCGACUUUCAUAGUGUUCAAAAUGACAAGGCGUACUGGGACCAGCCGAACGAGUUCCAACCGCAACGAUUUCUAGACGAGCGGGGUCAAUUCUGUCGGAACAACUACAGUUUGCCUUUCGGUUUGGGCAAGAGACGCUGUUUGGGCGAGCAGCUGGCGCGCUCCUCGUUGUUCCUGUUCUUCACCUACAUCGUGCAUCACUUUGACAUGGAGAUCUCGGCCGAGCACGGCAAGCCGGAUCUGAACGGUUACGACGGUUUCACCCUGUCGCCGAAACCGUACCACCUCAGGCUGACGAAAAGGUCCAAUCGCGGGGACGACCGUCAUGAGCACAUGACGAGUACAUUUGGACUUCUGCGAAGGGGCUCGAUUUCGUCGAACUCGUAAAACGUGUACGUAAAAGCAAGACUUUCACGGCGUAGAACCAAUAAACGGCCAUUCGCAAACGCCCGGCCGCGCCAUGUACAGGGUCGGUUAACGGAAACGAAUCUUUUUGUCAAACAUCUCGCGCUCGUGUAACAUAUAACGCUAUAUAAUGCAUAACACAUUAUAUAUAUUACGAAGCAGAUCGAUUACCGUCUGGCGCGUUUUGACUUGAAAUGAUAACACCGCUUGCAACAGAGGAUGAAAGUACUUCCUCGUAGAUAAGUUUAUUUUACCGUUUUGUUGAACAUUAUUUCUUUUUCAAGAUUCAUAAAAUUAUUUUUAAUAUUUUCAAUGUAAUCAAAAUAAAAAAAAUCAUAUCUCGUAUCUACUGUUUUGUAAAUUUCUUGCGCGUCUUACGCGGAUUCUCGAAACGUGCUUCCUCGCACGGUUUCUAAAAAUUCAAUAGAUUUUAUUCACUGCACGUGAUAUUACAAAACAUUUCAAAUGGCGCGUAAGAAUAUGUGAUUUUGAUUAUUUAGUCGCGCAUACUCUGAAAUGCCAGUGGUAUGAAAGGUAGAUGACAGUUUGAAUAAACGAACGUAAGUUAAUAGAAACGUGCCGCGUGCAUUUCUAGCAAUUUACUAGCUCUCACACGAUCUAAUACGUCGAGAAAGAUGCAUCGUGUGUUUCACUUGAAGGAAGUAUACAUGUAUAGCUGAUAUAUUUCUAUCUCCUUUUAACAUAGUCGGAUUGUCAUCUUGUAUCCCAGCAUAUAGAGGAAGGCAGUAGCUUGAAAAAAACUUGUAAAAUCAUGAUAAAAUGUGUAUUUAACCACUUACAAUAUUUUCGCUAGUAAAAUUCCUAUAUUUACAUUUAUAAUAUAACACAAUUUCUUGUGUAGAGUAUAAGUAAAUUGUAAAGAAGAGAAAAUUUAUAAA